This is a messenger RNA of Haliotis rufescens (red abalone), 1347 nucleotides long. RefSeq lists its product as uncharacterized. The coding region runs from base 16 to 1347 and encodes 443 amino acids. The record is from RefSeq and is a predicted model, not a curated record. Gene Ontology annotation, molecular function: serine-type endopeptidase activity. Gene Ontology annotation, biological process: proteolysis. Lineage: Eukaryota; Metazoa; Mollusca; Gastropoda; Lepetellida; Haliotidae. The transcript is spliced from 6 exons.
CUUCACUUUGCAACGAUGGCCCGUAUGUGCAUAGCUAUAUUUGCAACAGUCAUUGCGACUGCAUAUGCAACAUUUGAUGAUUUCCAAGCAUUUGAAGCAGUGCAGCUGUACAGAGCGAGCGCUGAAACUGCCCUACAAGCCUGCGGGGCAGAUGCGUCAUGCGUCUCCGACCGUGUAGCCACUCGUGUCCUCGAGAGCCUCUCCUCGCUCCCUAUCCCCACAGUGGAGGCUGUCUACAACCACGUCCUCGGCAAAAAGGAUGUCUUUACAGUCUCCCAAUAUAUUGACUCCGUGUACCUGAAAAGGCUGACGAUACAGUUUGGUAGCGACGUGGCCAAGCUGAACAACGUCCUGAAGGCGUUCUUCAACACAACCAUCACAGCCUACUACGACGACGUCACCAACAGCGAAAAGACGUUUGAGGAGGUGGCCUCAGAUUUACUCCGUCAACUGCGGCGUGAGUUAAAGGUCUGGGAUGGCAAGGCUGCAGACUUCUGGAACGCCAUCAACACUUUGAGGGCAUACGGCAGUCAGGAUGUAAUGCAAGCUCUAGAGGGUUAUACCAAGAGAACAAUCAUACAGCUCGGGUUCGAGGGUGAGCAGUCAACUUUCUGUCGGAGCCUCCUGGAUACAGCGACAUCACUCGGCAACAUCGACGGGUUCCAUUAUCUGCAGACCCUCAUUACACAGGCCUGCACAGGAGCCAACAUCACACAGGACGGUUCGGGCGAGACUAUUGUACUGGGCUUGCAGACAACGCCGACAACGGAAGCAGUGCCUAGCAGUACAUCAACCGCUAAUCCCCAGCCCAACACUACAACAAAGAAGCCCAGUUACAACGGAAAGUGUGGAAGCAAGUUUGACCCGACCGUGUCCAGGCAGUUGAGAACCACCCUGGUGUCACUCCGGGUCAUCAAUGGGCAGACGGUGGCCAAGGGGGAGUACAAGUUCCUGGCCACCCUCAUGAGGAGGGGUGGGGUCAUCUGCACAGCCAGCAUCAUUGACCCAACACACAUCCUGACGGCAGCUCACUGCACAGAAGGUUCAACAGCGAGUGACCUGUCUGUGGGUGUGGCCGAGUUUGACAUCACUCAGGUUGAUGGGGAGAAGGUAUAUCAGGUGGAGAAGGUCACAAACCACCCACAAUACGACUCCAGAAAAGUCAUCAACGACAUCUCCAUUCUGACGUUGACUCAGCCCAUCGCUGGCGUGCCUAACGCAGAACCUGUUUGCCUCCCUCGAUGGAAGCAGUGCAAGACUAUAUCCAACCGAAAGUGCGUUGUAGCUGGAUGGGGAGCCAAGAAGAUAGUGGAUAAUACUCGUAAGAGUUUUGAAGUGCACGCCUGA